UCCAAAAUUGGUUCCCACUCUCAGCGAGUCCAACUCUCCCAGAGUUUCACUUAGAGCUAGUACUGAGAUAAAGUGAAUAUCGGUCGGCUUCGCCGCACCGGGUCGCGUUAUCUUCAGUUUACGGUUUGCCUUCGUUGUGUAAACUCACUGUUGAGUAAAUAGCCGUUCAAUUAUUAAGGUUGUGUUAAAUUCAAUUAUUCAAAAAAAACUCAAUAAAUUAAAAUAAGGCAUUCAAGUGUACGAAUUAUUAAAUAAAAAAAAAACAAUUUUUUUUUUAUAUCAAUAAUCCCAUAAGGUGCCGCUUUAUGGUCAUUUUCGAACCGGAUUUAGCAUAAAUACACGUAAGAAGUGUUAAAAGUGUUAAUGUUCAAAACUGAAAAUAUAAAGCAGCUGAUUCUGAUUUUCGUUUCACCACCUCAAUGCCAGAAAUUCAACUACUCAAGGGUCAAAUGCGUGCAAGGAUUUAGCUCACCACGAGGUUUCAAGAAGAUUUUACAGAAGAAAAUUACGACACCCGAUCGUUUUUAGAGAGAUUGAUCUAUCUAGAAAGACAAGAGCACGUGUCAGUAAUGUGCCGUUCGUUCAAGUUACCAAAGGACGACGAUGACUACCAGCAAGCCGUCAACGACAGCAUACUCUUAGACCACAUUCUGGUCGACAAUCGACAUAAGCUGCUCUAUUGUUACGUACCAAAGGUGGCGUGCACCAACUGGAAACGGGUGUUCAUGGUGCUGUCGGGGAACGCGCAGCCAGGCGCACCGGACCUGUUGCAGAUCCCAGCGGACGUGGUGCACAAGCCCAGCACGCUGGACAGGCUGAGCGACUACCCGGCGGCCCGGGCGGCUGACAUGCUGGCCACGUACACCAAGUUCCUGUUCGUCCGGCACCCGUUCGAGCGGCUGCUGUCCGCGUACCGGAACAAGCUGGAGCAGCGGCACCAAGAAAGUUCGCGGUACUUCCAGUCACGGUUCGGGCGGCGCAUCGUACGGCGGUAUCGAGCUAACGCCACCGAGCAGUCGCUGCGGGACGGCGACGACGUGACGUUCGCCGAAUUCGCCGCAUUCGUGGCGGACACCCGUGACACGGUGUUCAACGAGCAUUGGGCGCCUAUAGACAGGCUGUGCCGGCCGUGCGCCGUCAACUACGAUUUCAUCGGAAAACACGAGUCGCUGUUCGAGGACUCGGACUACCUCCUCCGGCACGUUGUGGGUGCGACCGACGUCCGGUUCCCGAAAGGUCCUGACUCCAAUACGUCCACGCAGCUUGUCAAGUACUUCACACCGCUGGACCACGACACUGUGCUCAAGCUGUACGGCACGUUUGAGCUCGACUUCAAGCUGUUCAACUACAACUUGCAAAACAUCUUUGGUUACGAAGUGGGCUAACGCUGCCGCAGUCACUGCAUAGGUAUACCACGACUAAGCUGCGGUGCUACCUAUAUACCUGCAGCUGACGCAUAAUAGGUACGUUUAUCUACUAAAAGUGCAGUACGCGUUGCACCUUGCACACAACUGCAGAGUGCAGUUGAUGCAUAAUAUCAUCAUUAAUAUAUUAUUAUUUUCGUUAUUAUAUUAUUAUAUCUACUGCAUACACCAUCGCGAAAAUGCCUGCCAAUGGAUUUUCGAUAUUCUUAUUAAGUGGUGUACCUUGUAAGGUUUGUCUAUCAUGUAAAUUAUAUAAAAAAAAAUACAUUAAAAUAUUAUAAACUUUAACUAUUAAUUAUUACACGUUUUUGAUAGAUGAAAACUAAACAAUUAAAAAUAAACAGGCUAAGGUUGUGAUAGGAGUAAUAUAGUAUGUGAUAGCAGGUUGUAAAUAAGUGGCAGUAACUAAGAAAUUACCAAGACAGUAAAAACUCAACUAAAUUCUUAGAAAAAUUUAUGAUUGUGAUCAAAAACUAACACAAUGAAUUUUUUAUUAAAUUCUCAUGAAAAAUCUAUGAAUCCCAUAGUCAUAUAUAUUUCAAAGACCUUUACACUCUUAGCCUUUGUGUUUCAUACAUAUAGUUUUUUUUAAGGGAGAACAUUUUAAGAUUUUCCUAAGAAUAUUCAUGAAUUUGGCUGCGACAAUCUCGUUCUGUGCAAUAUUCUUGAUCCCUUCACAAAGUAUGUACUACUACCUAUUAUACGAAAUUUUUGAUUAUUGACUUAUUGUGUCAAGCCUGUGUUAUAAAUAUUUUACUUAAGUCUAAAAGUGUUCAUAUUUUAUACUUUUAUUGUGUCUUGGUCUUUAGCUAAUCCACUUAGAUAAUACUAUAAAGUAUAAAAAUAGUUAUCCGUUAAACUUUUAUAAAAUUUUUGUUAAACAUGCAUUAAUAAAAAUUAAAAAUAUCAUUGUUUGUAUACUUUUUAUCAAUAAAAUUAAUAAUUAUAAUAGCAUGAUGUUUAUACAAUGUUAGUACAAUGCGUAUUAUUAAUUAUAAUUUCAAGUUAAUAUAUUCUAUUCCUUUUGAUAUGACAGUACCUGUACUACUGUAUACAAGGAGAUUCAUCAAGCAUGCUAAACCCCUUUUUUUCUUGAAUAAUUCACCUAUUAAAAAUCUGAUUUUUGGAAUUUUUAAAUGUACUACCUACUCAAAAAUGAUUUUUUUAAAUCCUAGAAUUUUUUGUAUACCUAUAAUAGGUACUUAAGAAAUUUGUAUCACCACAGAACUAGUGUAAGUACAAAAAAAUUGAAGAAUUUGAAAUAUUGUCUUUGAGUAAAUAUAUUUAAAAAUUUCAAAAACAAAAAUUUCAAUAAAUCCAUUAUAUUAUAUUAACAAAUUAGGGUGAGCAUGCUUGGCGAAUCACUCUGUAUAUUACAAUUAAUAUUUUACUUUGUACGUAUAUAGUGUAAACAUCAUAUAUCACACUAUCAUAGGAAUCUGGUAGAUAUAUCAUGUACGCUCCAAUUAUAUUAAUAAGCUUUUUGUGUACUAGCUAUUUCGUCUACUGCGAUACUAUAUUAUGCUACCUAUGUUAUUAUGUACACUUGAAUCUGUUGUUAAUUUACAAUAUAAUAUGUAAAUGAAUCGUAAGUUUUUCACAAAACUAUACAUUUUUAAUUUUGAUUUAUAAAUAUACUAUUAAUUUAUAUUGUUAUAAAUUGUAAUAUACCUACCUAAAUAAUAUA
Metopolophium dirhodum (rose-grain aphid) is the source of this 3111-nucleotide messenger RNA. Its product is annotated as carbohydrate sulfotransferase 11. Gene Ontology annotation, biological process: carbohydrate biosynthetic process. The coding region runs from base 570 to 1385 and encodes 271 amino acids. Gene Ontology annotation, cellular component: membrane. The transcript has 3 exons. Gene Ontology annotation, molecular function: sulfotransferase activity. The record is from RefSeq and is a predicted model, not a curated record. NCBI's taxonomy places the organism in Eukaryota, Metazoa, Arthropoda, Insecta, Hemiptera, Aphididae.